CAUUGAUCGUUGAUCCUAAAAGCCCGUUUGAAUUCGGCUGCAGCCGCUCUCCGUCCAUCGACAGGCUUCCGCCUAGAAGACGCUCGCUGUUCGGUUCGAACGAGGGCUGAGAAGUUAUUCGUCGCGCGUGUUCCUGACUGAACGGAUUAUUAUGGAUUUACUCCGAUGUGCUAAAUGCAAAAUGAGGUUCGACUCUUCGUCUCUCCUGGAGAAACAUAAAGAGAAGUUCUGCAUUGGAGGAGACUUUGGGAAAACACACCUGAUUGAGAGAAACAGGGACUACAGGACAAGGCAACAGGAGAGGAGCCAGCAGCAGCAAGAAAGCCAGGAGAAGAAGGUCAUGCUGGACAUACAGGGUCCUGAGACAAAAGCCCGGGACAAGUCCAAAGACCCAGAACCAAACCUGGACCUGAAUCCGGUUCAAGUCAGGAAACCAAAUGGCAAACCACUUGGGUACAGGACCAAUGGCCCAAGGACACAUGACCAGGAGAGCAGGAUGAGAAACCUCGCCGAGCUUCAUGAGAAACACAUUCUGGACUUGGAAACUGAAAACAGGCAGCUUGAAGAACGAAGAAGAGAAAUUGACCUACAACUGCAGGAACUGGCUGCCCAGUCGAAGGGCUUCUCUAAGGUUGAGGAGAUGCUGCUUGUGCUGCAGACGCAGGAGCAGAGGAACGCCCUCUUGCUGGAGUCCCUCAUGGAGCAGCUGCAGCGUGUACAGAUGGGAUCCAUAAAGGACAACACACAAAGCAGACAUAGUGACUCCCAUCAGUAUUCUGCGAAAAAGAAGGAGAAAGAAUUGAUGCCCUCACACACCUACAUCCCGCUCAAUGGAAAGGGGACACUCUCCUCAGAAAUCAGUGCCCUACGGCUGUCAUACCUGCAGAGAGGGGGAAAUGACCACCUAAUUCUGGCACAGCUGGAGGACUUGCUGACUGAAGCCUUGGAGGUGGAAAUGCAUCGUGACAAGCAACAUCGUUCAAACCAUCAUCACAGGGACACAAGUAAAUGUGGGAAGGACAGAGGAAAGAUCCGGCUGAAAAGGGACCUUCUUGCUGCAGAGUUGGAGAACAGGCAACUUGAGGAGGAGAUCAUGAAAAUUCAGCUGGGGAAGUGGAGGAAUUCGCGUCUCUCCAGGCUGACCUACAAUGUCCAUUUUCUUUUUGUCGAUUUCUUCUGCUCAGGUCAAUCCAGUGAGCCUAAGAUGAAACCCUUCAGAACAGACCUUGAACUGUUGCAGCAAGAAAUGGAGAUUAAUCAUUUAAGACAGCAGAGGAAGGCAAAAAUAGUGCCCCCACCUCUGUCCAUGCUUCCUCCACUGGAGGAUGUUAGAUUCCAUACUCCAACUGUUGGGAAGCAUUUAAUGAGGUUGUCAGAUGAUCUGGGACCUGCACCGUAUGAUCCAGUAGCAGGCUUUGUGGUGUUCUACGAUUUCUUGCUGGGCCUCCCGCUUUUGUAUGGAGUUUGUCGUCUUGUGGUGAGGCUCUACACUGGGGAACAGGAGAUGGGCAGCCCCACACCACUCCCUAUGGUCUACUGUGAGCCAGCCAGCUGGUCACAAAGUGUUUCCAAGCACAGAAGAGGGAACUUGGUCACCUUUGCAACAAAGCAGGCUGUGCCCAGGGUCCUUCCUUCUCCUGCUGUCUCCCUGGUACUCGAGCUACAGGCCUCAGAAGGAUAUGACCGAUUUGGAGAGGAAGUGAAACAUCUGGUGUCCAGAGGUUGGGUGAAGCUGGAUCUCUUUGAUAGUCACAACCGUGUCAUCACUGGGAAGUGGAAGGUUCCAGUUCGUGCUCCUCCAAUCAGACCUUCCAUGACCACGGGGGAACUCAACACUGUCCCUCAGUUGGACAGUGCUGAGCUGUACCUGAGGAUUGUGAAUUCCCGGGAUGCAGAGGUUCAGAGCUCCAUUCCCAUCAGCCACAGCAACGCAUGGCUCUACAAGUACCCUCCCCCAGUCUCCAUCAGGAAUCAACUGGCAUCUGGGGACUCUGUUCAAUCAUCUCGCUUCUCCCAAAUCCCACAUACCAACCCUCAGUUUCCAGCAUAUUUUGAGAGUGUGGACCAUUCUGCUCCCUCUAGGGCACCAAGGGAGCAGGAGUGACAUCUGCCAGACCCAUGGAACCAAACCCUAAUUUUUUACCUUCAACUUUAAC
This is a messenger RNA of Scleropages formosus (Asian bonytongue), 2156 nucleotides long. RefSeq names its product coiled-coil domain containing 17 (gene ccdc17). Lineage: Eukaryota; Metazoa; Chordata; Actinopteri; Osteoglossiformes; Osteoglossidae. The record is from RefSeq and is a predicted model, not a curated record. Bases 152 to 2104 code for a protein of 650 amino acids. The transcript is spliced from 13 exons.